GGAGUUGUGAUGCUGCUACACAGCGCCUCUAGGGCCGAGCAGCAGCCGGCAGAGGAGAGCCGCGGAGAGGAGAGGAGAGGAGGGAGCGCAGAGACACGGCGGGCAGAACUGUGACAGUUAAACAAGAAGAACAAGACACCGAAGCGGAACCUUCACCUGCCGCGAAAAAAAAAAAAAAAACACCUCCGCCGGUGCAAACAUGCUAUUUGACAGACAUUUUCGCGCCCGUGGUUCACUUGUGCCUUCGCUAACACCUUCAGGGAGUUCACAUGUUCCUGCGCGUCGACGAGGAGGCGAUGUUUAGAGCCGCAGACAGCCUCGGAGUUUGGACGUGUGUUUCUUAGCUGUGUCAAACGGGGGACAAUUUGUUGAACUCGGGACACAAACUGCGCCGAGGAGCACCGCGAAUGUAGCGUUCAGCCGCCCAGAGAGAGAGAGAGAGGAAGCGAAACGCGCUACCUGCCAGUGUCCUCCUGCGGUUGUCCUCCUGCGUGUGUGUUUCGGUUUCUCGCCGUGCCGUGCGGCUGCCGUGGAGGAUGCAGGUGAAGAAGCACCGGGACUCGGACCGGAGCAGCGGCGGGGACAUGUUGGAAGGAGACGGCCUCCGUAAAAACUCCUCAUGCUUCUCAAAUAUCAAGAUAUUCUUGAUAUCGGAAUGCGCCCUCAUGUUGGCACAGGGCACCGUCGGAGCAUACCUGGUGAGUGUGCUGACCACCCUGGAGCGGCGGUUCAACCUGCAAAGUGCUGACGUUGGAGUGAUAGCCAGCAGCUUCGAGAUAGGCAACCUGGCACUGAUCCUAUUUGUCAGCUACUUUGGGGCCAAAGCGCAUCGGCCCCGUUUGAUCGGCUGCGGGGGCAUCGUCAUGGCGCUCGGCGCUCUUCUGUCCGCUUUGCCUGAGUUUCUCACAAAGCAGUAUGAAAUAGGGGAAAUGUGGAGGACUGACGCAGGUCGGGAUGCUUGCUCCAAUACCAGCAGCCUGGAGAGUCAGCUGGCCGAGGAAGCCGUGUGCGCCAACAAGGCCAGCACCAACAUGAUGUACCUGUUGCUGAUCGGUGCCCAGGUCCUGCUGGGGAUCGGAGCCACGCCAGUGCAGCCUCUGGGGGUUUCCUAUAUCGAUGAUCACGUAAAGAAGAAGGACUCCUCACUAUAUAUAGGAAUCCUUUUCUCUACACUGGUGUUCGGACCUGCCUGCGGCUUCAUCCUCGGUUCCCUCUGCACUAAAUUCUACGUGGACGCUAUCUUCAUUGACACCAGUAAAUUAGGCAUCACUCCAGAUGACCCUCGGUGGAUCGGGGCCUGGUGGGCAGGCUUCCUCCUCUGUGGCGCCUUACUCUUCUGCUCAGCCCUCCUGAUGUUUGGCUUCCCUCAGUCGCUGCCUACAAAGGAGAGAGAGGAGGGAGCAGACAGCGAGCAGGUCAUGCUUCCUCCCUCUCUGAGCCCAGAGUAUGAGGCACCAAAGUCCAGCAAUGGAGUUGUGAUGAACCAUGAGCCUGCCAACAGCCCCACCUGCUGUCAGCAGCUCAGGGUGAUCCCAAAAGUGACCAAGCACCUCCUGUCGAACCCAGUGUUCACCUGCAUCAUCCUGGCGGCCUGCAUGGAGAUCGCUGUCGUGGCUGGAUUUGCAGCUUUUCUGGGGAAAUACCUGGAGCAGCAGUUCAACCUCACCACCACCUCAGCAAACCAGCUGUUAGGUAUGACAGCCAUCCCGUGCGCCUGUCUGGGGAUCUUCAUGGGCGGCCUACUGGUGAAGAAGCUCAACCUCUCGGCACUGGGAGCCAUCCGCAUGGCCAUGUUGGUCAACCUGAUCUCCACCGCCUGCUACGUCUCCUUCCUGUUCCUCGGCUGUGACACGGGUCCCGUCGCCGGAGUGACCGUCACAUACGGCAACGAGACGUUAACGGCGGGAAAGAAGCCGGAGAGUCAGUGCAUCAGUCACUGCAACUGCUUCACCUCCUCCAUCAGCCCGGUGUGUGGCUCCAACGGCGUCACCUACCUGUCGGCCUGCUUCGCCGGCUGCAGCCCUGCAGGAUCCUCUCAGACCACAUCCAACUCCUCUAAGAACUCGAGGGGAUGUUCGUGUAUAACAGGUGCUGAAGGUGAACUCGGCACAGCGGUUCCAGGGAAGUGUCCGAUGCCUGGCUGCCAGGAGGCCUUCCUCAUCUUCCUGUGUGUGAUCUGUGCCUGCAGCCUGGUUGGAGCCAUGGCCCAGACGCCCUCCGUCAUCAUCCUAAUCAGGACUGUGAGCCCUGAACUGAAAUCAUACGCUCUCGGAGUGUUGUUCCUGCUGCUACGACUGCUUGGAUUCAUCCCCCCUCCUCUGAUCUUUGGUGCUGGGAUCGACUCUACCUGCCUUUUCUGGAGCACGGACUGCGGCGAUAGGGGCGCCUGCCUGCUGUACGACAAUGUGGCGUACAGGCAUCUCUACGUGAGCCUCGCCAUCAUCCUGAAGGGCGUUGCCUUCCUCCUCUACACCACCACGUGGUAUUGCUUGCGGAGGAACUACAAGAAAUACAUCAAAGGCCACGAGGGACACCUGACGCCAACCGAGUUUUACCCGUCUCUCAACGACGGCCCCAAGCUGGUGGACAGGACAAAGUUUAUAUAUAACCUAGAGGACCACGAGUUUUGUGAAAAUAUGGAGUCCGUUUUAUAGUUUGUAAAACAAAAAUUUACAAAAGAAAAGACAAUGUGGACAUUUAUAUUUCUCUCAAAGGAAUAUUUUAUGAUUUUAUUCUUCUUUUCUUGAAAGGAUAAAAGUUUUUGAUAAAGGCGAUCAGUUCGUGUCACAGGAGGCGUCCUCGGUAAACUGUAUCGAAAGGGUCCAUUGUAGUCGUUUACGUAUCAGCGAGGUGUCGUCAAGUGUUGCCAGUGAAUUCCUGUGUUGACUCGGUGGUAGAAGACAACUACAGCACUGUGUGGCUCAGUCCUAGUCGUUCAUUAGUGAGUGGACAUGACGCUGCUUCAACUAUAGAUGCCAUAUUCUUUUUUAGGUCUGUCAUGAUUCCAGUGAUCCGUGUGAAAAAUGACAGUUUCCUUUCAGUCAGCACUGUGUGUUCCGUCUGUCACUUUCAAAACUGAGAUUUUUACGGUUAUUUCAACAACAAAAAAAAGAGUUCAGGUGGUUCUUCAGUUAUUUAAAAGUUGCCAAGUGUUUACAGAAUAAUAGUUCAUCAGUCGAUGCAUUUGAUUUCAAUGCAGGAAGGUUUCUUACAAAAAGAGAACAGAAACGCCCAGACUGGGUUGUUAUAGUGGCCUACUAGAUGUUCUAACUGUUCAGUUUCUUGUUCUCUUGCUGGAUCGUAGACACUGUUUUUUGAUACUGCUUAGACUAGACUGUGAGGUCUCGUCUCAUAGGUGCAAACGUGCAAUUCAUAUCUGAGAUGUCUAUGUUUAUUCCUAGUCAGACUGCAGGUUUGUUUAGUUUUUUUUCAUUGCAGCAAUUUGUUUCAUUUCCACGUUCGUUUUCACAUCUGCAGAGUUUAUUCAGCCUAAUAUGUCUUAAUAAGGGAUUAAUUAAAUAAGAAUGUUAAUUAUAUUUUCUCACGGCUGUUGCCCCUAGUGGAAGAGCAAAGAAGAAAAUCAAAAGUAAUAUUUUUCUGUGUUUCAGCAUUCGAGUACAGGAGAUUAGGAGUAAUAUAUUUGUUUCGUUAGGCCCAGAAUGUUUUAAUAGGUUGUGUUUGGAAGGACAGUUUAAAUUAUAUAUAUAAUCUAAUUAUCUGGGAUGUGUGCGUCUGAUGUCACAGAAGAUUUGGGACAAUUCAUAGCGAUGAAAGUAGGAUGUUGUGGGGCAAAGAGAAAAGAAACACGAUGCCUGUCUUGGAGCUCGGCCUGUAGUGUUUGACAUGAAGCUUACAGAUGCUCCGGUGUGUGCAGGGUCAAAGCGAACAGCACUGAAUUUAUUCCUGGGUUUGAACUCUUCAACGUGACUCGGCGCACACGACCCGUUACUCUACUGAUCUCUCUGCAGUUACAGUUUUGAUGUUGUCCCUUUUCUUACACUUUUUGUAUGGCAACAUAUGGUUUAUUUUACUCUGGAAAUAAAUUAUUUUUCAGAAAAUGUA
Amphiprion ocellaris (clown anemonefish) is the source of this 4062-nucleotide messenger RNA. It is a transcript of the gene slco3a1a, whose product is annotated as solute carrier organic anion transporter family member 3A1a. The record is from RefSeq and is a predicted model, not a curated record. Lineage: Eukaryota; Metazoa; Chordata; Actinopteri; Pomacentridae. Bases 537 to 2654 code for a protein of 705 amino acids. The transcript is spliced from 10 exons. Gene Ontology annotation, molecular function: protein binding. Gene Ontology annotation, biological process: transmembrane transport; prostaglandin transport; sodium-independent organic anion transport. Gene Ontology annotation, cellular component: membrane.